Pelobates fuscus (common spadefoot toad) is the source of this 1093-nucleotide messenger RNA. RefSeq names its product HAUS augmin like complex subunit 2 (gene HAUS2). The transcript has 7 exons. Bases 11 to 688 code for a protein of 225 amino acids. Lineage: Eukaryota; Metazoa; Chordata; Amphibia; Anura; Pelobatidae. The record is from RefSeq and is a predicted model, not a curated record. Gene Ontology annotation, cellular component: centrosome; HAUS complex; mitotic spindle microtubule. Gene Ontology annotation, biological process: microtubule nucleation; centrosome cycle; spindle assembly.
GUGAGCAGGAAUGGCUGCCAAUCCCUGGAAUCCCAUUCAGCCCUCGGCGGCUGCUCUGCUGAUAGAGAAAUGCCUGGGGCGAGGUGUCCUGACCCAGGAUGUCUUGGACCAAACACAAAAGGAGUUCUCUUGUUUUAGUAGCGUAGAUGAACUGGAGAAGCUAUUGGAAGUCAAAGCUGAAAUCAACCAGAAGAGUCUGGAACUGGAACUGUUGCAGCUAGAGCAAGAGACUGCUGAUAUUGCCCACCCUUUUUUCCUAAGCCAGAAAUGUCAAGCCCUACAAGUCAUGAACAGUCACCUGGAGGCUGUACUGAAGGAGAAACGUGCCAUGAGGCAGAGAUUGGCUAAACCGCUGUGCCAGGAAAACUUGCCCAUUGAAGCAUCAUAUCACAGAUAUGCAUCUGAACUUUUAUCCCUCGCUGUGAAUUUCAUUGACAAGCUAGAAGUGUAUCUUAAAACCAUCCAGACAAUUCCUCAGCUUCAAGAGCAAACUAAUAACAUGGAUAAUGCUCUGGUGAGGAUAGAGUCUCUGGAAGCUGAGGUCGAGGAGCUGGUUGAGCGGAUUCUGGCAUGGAGAGAGGAACAAUAUGGACUUCUUCAGGCCACAUAUAGGAACAGCCACGGGGCAAGUUCCAGAAACACAAAUGGAACAACAUCCUAUCUCUCUAUGGAGAACUUCUAUCCUUAGUUUAUCGGGUGCUGAUGCUUUGCCAAACAAGGAUGAAAGCAAGUACGCACUCUAGCUGGCAAAGCAUCAUGGAACCUGUAGUUCUACAACAUCUGAGAAUCUAUUGUUUGACACCUUAUCUUCACGUUCCAGAUGAGGACUGCUAUGAUCGUCAAUGAAGCACAGAUUGCACCCACUCACACAAUGAGAAGUAAGACUAUGCCCCACUCAGCAUCCCAGGAUACCACACGGACCUGGAACCUGCGAACACAUACUUUAAAUAUUAUAACAAAGCACUCCAGAAUUCGUGUGAAUAGCGCUAGCAGCUCUCCUUCAAAAAUCACAAAAAAAUAGGAAGUUAAGGACUGAUACAGUCUAAUGCACUUUGUUUAUGUUCCUAUAGGCAUCAAAAGCCUUCCUCUAUAA